GCGCAUGACGUUUACCGCGCCGGUGAAACGCCGUGGCUCCGUGGCCCGGUUCUCGCUCCCGUCCGCCAGCCGCCUGCUCCCGACUCCCGGCACUCGGCAGUCUCGGCUCCGUCUGUUCAGUCUGUUGUGGUCUGUUGUCGCUGUUGUGCCGCGUACGCCGCGCAGUAAACAGCACGCUCCUGUCGGGCAAGAUGGUCACGGUGAAGGGACGCAAGAGCUCGAGCAAGAAUCCGCCGAUCCUCAGCCACGAGUUUGUCAUACAGAAUCAUGCGGACAUCGUCUCCUGCGUGGCUAUGGUCUUCGUGAUCGGCCUCAUGGUGCAGGUUACCUCACCAUGGGCUUACAUGUUUAUUGCUAUUCACCAUAAUGUGACCAAUACUACUGAGGAUCCAACCGCGGUGAUAAAGUAUACUACAGGAUGGAAAGAUGCAUGUGCGGUGUUCUUUUACUUCUUGAUAGCCAUUAUAAUGCAUGCCGUGCUUCAGGAAUAUAUAUUUGACAAAAUUUCCAAGCGACUGCAUCUCAGCAAAGUAAAGCUUUCUAAAUUUAACGAGUCCAGCCAAUUGAUAGUGUUUUAUACAUUGUCUGCGUUGUGGGCCAUCGACAUUAUAAUCAGGGAGAAUAUACUUUUGAAUAUAUGGGCAUUGUGGGAGGAAUACCCGGCGCCGAUGUCCGCCUCCCUUAAACUAUUUUUUAUCGGUCAGCUUUCCUAUUGGUUGCACUGCUAUCCCGAGCUCUAUUUUCAACGAAUUAAGAAAGAAGAUAUUUUGCAACGCGUCCUCCAUGCAACCAUCGGAUUAAUCUUCACAUUCGCAGCUUAUUUCUUCAACUUCCAACAUCUCGCCCUAAUCUUGUUAACUCUCCAUUACGUGGGCGAUGCUUUGCUACAUGCAGCCAGACUUGUUCACUUCAUUAGCCAGAAAGAAAAGAGAACAAAAUUGUCAUUCCUGGUUGCCAAUUCGACUUACGCAUUCGCGCGUAUUGUGACCAUCGGACUGACGUGUGUAGUGUUCCUGUACGGUUUAAGGAAGCAGGAGUUCAAGUUUGACUACGCCACCGGCAACUUUAAUACUCCCCCUGUGCAGUUUUCGGCAGCACUUAUUAUCUCGCUCUUCCAAGGCUAUCUCCUGUAUUUCUUCAUUAAGAAACAGAUUAAGCGUGCACGCGAAAAUGCCGCGCCUGUUGUCGUGAAGACGAAGCCGAAGCAGAAGCCGAAGAAACGAGAAGGCAAGAAAUCCGCCUUGUCCGAAGACGACGAUCUCCCAGAAGUAGACCAGGCGACGAAGAAGAAUCUGAGAAAUCGUCCUUCAGCCAAGGCAAAAUAGACGCUCAAUAAUUUAGAGAAAUCAUCUUCGCAAGGUUGAUUGGACAUUCGAUUUUAUUCGUCUAUAUGUCACGAACACGUCAGAAUAUUUGACUAAGGUGUACAAAAACAUAUUCUUCUUAAUGUAAAAACGAAGCUUCCAUAAUAACUCUCGUCGUGCAGAAUGUUGAAGGAUCUGGUAACUCGAUUUUGUAUUCGGCAGAUGCGGCAGAUUUUAAACGUUUUAUGAAAGAGAUAGGCACAUUGAUAAUCUAAACGAGCGGAUAUUUUUAACUACAGAUAAGUUUUUUUUUCACCAUUUUAUUGCUUUCAUAUGAAUUAUACAGAGAUAAAUGUUGUAUUCAUAUAGAAUCGCGGAAUGUUAAUGCGCACUUUGCUACAUUGUCUUUUUAUGCGCGUUAUGUAAAUUUUUCUAAAUAUGUAAACGCGCGUUAUUUAUAAUCUAAUUAAGACAAAUUUAUAUGAUUUUAUCCCUGUUUGCUGUUACUUAAAAUUCUUUAUAAAUUUUUUUGCGCACUGAUUUCUUUCGGUGAAUUUAGAGUCGAUUCGAAUAGGCCUUUCCAAGUUUCCGCUUUUCGAUCUCUCUUUUUUUCAUCGUCCUGCCGAUUUAGACGGAGGAGAGAUCGAAGAGAAAACUGAGCUCCAACCAGGUUAGAAGCUUUGAUCGGUCUUGCUUGUUAUCUUGGAUUAUCCUUGGAAUAGAAUAUUCAAAUAGAAUAGAGACAAACCCCUAUUAUGCUAGCAUUAAGUUACGAGGAAUAAAAGUACAUAGACAUAAUGCACGAAUUAAUCUGGACCAUAAAUAUGCUACAAGAAUCAUGCCACGUAAAAAUAUACAUAUCCUAUUAUGGAAUUAUAUUGUUACAUUUAAAUAUAAGUUUUAUUAUUUUUCAAUAUAUAUGUAUAUCAAUGGAAAAAAAAUGGUUUUGUUAUUGUAGUACUGCGUGCUUGGCGAAUAAUUAUAUUUCUUUAAAAUUACUGUUCCAAAAGUAACUUUAAAGAAUUCAAUACAUAUAUCAAUGGAAAAAGACGGUUUUAUUAUAGCACUGCGUGCUUGGCGAAUAAAUUAUAUUUCUUUAAAAUUACUAUUCCCCAAAGAAGAGGAAUAAAAUAGAUAAAAGAAAGCGAAGUUUUUGAUAGAUCAUUUUUUAAAAAUGUUUCCACUGUUCGGCAAUCUUAUGCAGAUUGCCUCCGUUAUCCGAAAAUAGAGCGUUCCUUCUAUAAGCCGAAAUGGCGUAAAGCGAAGAAACAAUGACCAUUAAUUUAUAUGUAUAUGGGAAAUAUUUUUUCGUAAAAGCGAAGUGACGUAAAGCGAACUUUCGAAAAGCGGGGGAUACUUGUAUUGUCGAAUUUCUAUUUGUAAUUCCACUUUUACUCGUGCAAUAAGAAUUUAACACUGCGAUCGAUCGAUCAAUUUUCUGUUUGCGCCUGCGAUCUAUUUUUUCAAGAAGACGGGAUAUGUAAUGACU
Molecule: messenger RNA, 2793 nt
Organism: Temnothorax curvispinosus
Lineage: Eukaryota; Metazoa; Arthropoda; Insecta; Hymenoptera; Formicidae
Gene: TRAM
Product: translocating chain-associated membrane protein 1
Exons: 7
Coding region: 192-1325 (377 amino acids)
Biological process (GO): protein insertion into ER membrane; SRP-dependent cotranslational protein targeting to membrane, translocation
Cellular component (GO): endoplasmic reticulum membrane
Source: RefSeq, a predicted model, not a curated record